GCUCGGUGCAGCCAUCAAUCAGCGGGCGGUGUGCUUGACGUGCUCUGCCUCCCCCUUGUCCUCAGAAGAUCACAAGCUCCAGACGGCACAGCUCCUGUCCCUACUGCUGCCAAACUUUUCCCUCUCAUGCAGCAGGGCACGCAUCGCCUGCCACCCACAGCCUGAGUUCUCUGCCUCAGGGGCUCCAGCAGCUACCAUGCCCCAGCUGAGCAGCGGCGGAGAGGAGGACCUGGGCGCCAGCGAUGAGAUGAUCGCCUUCAAAGACGAGGGCGACCAGGAGGAGAAGAUCCAGGAGAAUGCCUUCACUGAGCGCGACCUGGCCGAUCUCAAGUCAUCGCUGGUGAAUGAGUCUGAGGCUCCCGCCGACCACCCGGAGGUAAGCCCUGUUCCCGGGCUCCUAGCCCCCUGCCCCGCCGACCCCACAACUUCUCAACCCCUGCUGUCUCCACAGGCGAUCCGGCGGGCACAGGAUGCGCACAGAGUUUAUCAGGAGAAGCUGGCAGAUCACAUGGAAGAUGGCCUUAAACAUCAGGAAGAGCCCAUGUACAAAGGUUCAGGAUAUUCCAGCUAUCCAUUCCUUAUGCUGUCUGAUCCCUAUCUUUCUAAUGGAUCUAUGUCUACACUGUCCAGUAAGGUUCCUGUGGUGCAGCCAUCGCAUGGGGUCCACCCUCUCACACCUCUCAUUCCAUACAACAACGAGCCAUUCAGUCACAGUUCCCACUCGCCACAUCUUCCUGCAGACCUCAACCAGAAACAAGGUGCACACAGACCUCCCCAAACACCAGAUAUUCCUGCAUUUUAUCCUAUUCCUCCAGGAGGCGUUGGACCAAUUUCACCUUCCAUGGGCUGGCAAAGUCAGCCUGUCUAUCCUCUAUCUUCUUGUGGAUUUAGACAGCCAUAUUCACCAGCACUAUCUACAGGUGCAUCAUACUCCAGGUUUACCCAUCCCCUAAUGCUUGGGUCUGGUGUACACACAACAGGAAUUCCUCACCCAGCGAUAGUGCCUUACUCAGGGAAUAAAGACAUGGAAUGCUAUGAGAGGGGCAUGAAACCUCACUCGGAACCAAAAAGAGAAAGAGAACCCAAGAAGCCGACCAUAAAGAAACCACUGAAUGCUUUUAUGUUAUAUAUGAAAGAGAUGCGUGCAAAGGUUAUUGCCGAGUGCACAUUAAAAGAGAGUGCGGCUAUCAACCAGAUUCUGGGAAGGAGGUGGCACGCACUAUCCAGAGAAGAACAAGCGAAGUACUAUGAACUGGCUAGGAAAGAAAGGCAGCUCCAUAUGCAGCUCUACCCUGGCUGGUCCGCGCGGGACAACUAUGGAAAAAAGAAACGAAGAAGCAGAGAAAAACAUCAGGAUUCCGGCUCAGGAGGAAAAAGAAGUGCAUUCGGUACUUACAAGGAGAAGGACGCUGUGGCAGCCCACUUUCUUCCGAUGGAAGUGCUGUAGACUCGCCUUCCCCUCCAGUGACUGCACUCCAAUGCAUAUCAAGUUCUGCUUAUUAUUCUUGCAAGCUUACUAUCCCAGCUGAUUCUGCACAAAGUGAGCAAAAGUGUUCUCUGCCCGCUUCUAUUAAGGCCAUAUCUGCACAGGUAACUACUGGACAUAUAACCACAUGUCAUCCAUCGAAUGCCUCUGAGGAGUCCGUGGCAGGAGUCAGUCCUACUAUCUUGGCAACAUAACGUUGUGAUGAGCUCGCCCUCCCCCUUCCCUCUGCCGUUGACUAUGCUGCAUUGGACACUUUUCUGAGCCUAUAUACUGAGACUUUCUGAAGACAGAGCUCCAGAACACAGUUUUGUCUACCAUCAUCUGAAUCAAAAGAGAAGGAGAGAGUAGAUUUUCUGAGGAACAUUGCUUCGUUUUUUUUCUCCUUUAUGCUUAUUUUUUAUUCUGCCAAUGGACUUGUUUAGCUAAUCUUUCUGAAAUCCUAUUUUUAUUUUAAUGACAGGACAAUCUGUUAGUUCUUGUAUUUCCAGAAGUAUAUGUUUUUCUGUAUUGUUUACAAAUGUUUGGCCAAGCAGGAUUUAUUAAAAAAUAGCACUUG
Bufo bufo (common toad) is the source of this 2042-nucleotide messenger RNA. RefSeq names its product transcription factor 7 (gene TCF7). The record is from RefSeq and is a predicted model, not a curated record. Gene Ontology annotation, biological process: canonical Wnt signaling pathway; regulation of transcription by RNA polymerase II. Gene Ontology annotation, molecular function: RNA polymerase II cis-regulatory region sequence-specific DNA binding; DNA-binding transcription factor activity, RNA polymerase II-specific. The transcript has 10 exons. NCBI's taxonomy places the organism in Eukaryota, Metazoa, Chordata, Amphibia, Anura, Bufonidae. Gene Ontology annotation, cellular component: beta-catenin-TCF complex. The coding region runs from base 197 to 1447 and encodes 416 amino acids.